Molecule: messenger RNA, 1684 nt
Organism: Diospyros lotus (date-plum)
Lineage: Eukaryota; Viridiplantae; Streptophyta; Magnoliopsida; Ericales; Ebenaceae
Product: probable amino acid permease 7
Exons: 7
Coding region: 123-1520 (465 amino acids)
Cellular component (GO): plasma membrane
Source: RefSeq, a predicted model, not a curated record
GUUUGAAUUUUCCUAUUGGGCAGUUGUUGACUGGGAAAAAACAAUUAAGCAUCGAUGCUAUGGUGCUCUGAGGCUUAUUGUUCAAAGUUGAAGUGAAGAACAAUCCUCAGAUUUUUUAGGCCAUGGGAGUGGAAGAUCACCAGGCCUCUCUGUUAGAAUCAUCAUCUUUCAAGAGAACUGGGAACACAUGGACUGCUGUGGCACAUAUAAUAACUGGAGUUAUAGGGUCAGGGGUGCUAACACUAGCAUGGAGCAUGGCUCAGCUAGGGUGGGGUGCAGGUCCGUUGGUGAUGCUGCUUUUUGCAUCAGUCGCCUUCGGUUCUGCCAUGUGUCUCUGCAACUGCUACAGGUCACCUGAUCCCGAAACUGGGCCAGCCAGAAAUCCUUCCUACAUUGGAGCUGUAAGGAUGAUUUUGGGAAAGAAGAAUGCUGCAUUGUGCGGUGUUGUUCUGCGAUUAAACUUUUUCAAGCUUGGAGUGAUCUAUACCCUUACAUCUGCUAUCAGCAUGAGAGCAAUUCAGAGAUCAAAUUGUUUCCACAAAGAAGGGCACCAAGCAGCUUGCGAAUAUGCAAAAACUUCUUCUUAUAUGCUUUUAUUUGGAAUCAUUCAAGUAGCAACGUCUCAGAUACCCAAUUUCCAUGGUACAGAAUGGCUCUCAAUUGUAUCUGCAAUCAUGUCCUUCAGCUAUGCCACCAUUGGUUCGGCACUUGGACUUGCAAAAGUAAUAGGAGAUGGAAGGAUAAAGGGCAGCAUUGGAGGGGCUCCAACUUCUACCACAAUUCAGAAAUUAUGGUUGGUCUCUCAAGCUCUGGGUGACAUUGCUUUUGCCUUUCCAUUCUCCGGCAUUCUGCUUAAUGUACAGGACACUUUGAAGUCACCCCCUCCAGAAAGGGUGACGAUGCGGAAGGUAUCGGCAAUUUCAAUCGGCAUUAUAACAUUCUUCUACCUCUGCUGCGGAGGAUUCGGCUAUGCAGCCUUUGGAAGCUCCGCGCCAGGGAAUCUCCUGACAGGAUUUGGAUUCUAUGAGCCGUACUGGCUGAUCGACCUUGCUAAUGCAUGCAUCAUUCUCCAUUUAGUUGGAGGAUAUCAGGUCUUUAGUCAGCCACUGUUUGCUGAUCUGGAAGGAUGGAUGGCAGAGAAGUUCCCUAAUAGUGAGUUCAUAAAUACUGAUUACAAAAUUAAGCCCCCUCUGUUGCCAUUGCCGGCUUUCAGAUUGAAUCUCCUCAGGCUGUGCUUCCGAACUGCUUAUGUUGGGGUAACAACUGCAACUGCAUUGGCUUUCCCUUACUUCAACCAGGUUGUGGGAGUGGGCGGGGCCCUCUCCUUUUGGCCGUUGAUAGUAUAUUUCCCCACAGAAAUGUACAUCGUGCAGAGUGGUCUUGGAGCUUGGACACGAAAGUGGGUUUUCCUUCGUGUUUAUACGGGCACUUGCCUGCUGGUGGCAAUGUUCGCGGUGGUUGGAUCAGUUCAAGGGUUGAUAAAAGCCAAGUUUGGCCAAGGGACGGCUUCUUCGAUAUAAAAAAAUUUGGGUUCCAGUGGUGUCUUAAUUUGUGAACAUCCAUGUUCGUCUGUAUAAAUUACUCAAAAGAACAAACCCUUAAAACACAACUACAUUAAUGAUGCAAAUUAAAACACAACUACAUUAAUGAUGCAAAUUAAUAAGAUGGGAAGACAAUAAAGUUA